Messenger RNA from Prorocentrum cordatum, 1021 nucleotides. NCBI's taxonomy places the organism in Eukaryota, Dinophyceae, Prorocentrales, Prorocentraceae. The record is from the annotation of a GenBank genome assembly.
GUUGGGCUCCAGCUUUUCCUCCCACAUCUCGCUCAACAACGCCAGCGCCGGCUGCCACUGCCCGCCCUUCUUGCAUGCGCAGAUCCCAGCGCUGUAGCUGAUCGUUGGGCUCCAGUUUCGUCUCCCACAUCUCGCUCAGCAGUGCCAGCGCGCGCCAGCUGCCACUGCCCGCCCUUCUCGCACGCGCUGAUCCCAGCGUUGUAGGUUAGACUAGGGCUAAAUUAAGUCGGGCUCCAGUUUCGCCUCUCACAUGUCGCUCAGCAGCGCCAGCGCCUGCUGCCACUGCUCGCCCUGAUGACGUCGUGCACCAGCUUCGCCUCCCACAUCUCGCUCAGCAGUCGCCAGCGCCCGCUGCCACUGCCCGCCCUUCUCGCACGCGCUGAUCCCAGCAUUGUAGCUGAUGACGUUGGGCUCCACUUCGCCUCCCACAUCUCGCCCAACAGCGCCAGCGCCCGCUGCCACUGCUCGCCCUUCUCGCACGCACUUAUCCCAGCGCUGUAGCUAUGACGUUGGGCUCCAGCUUCAACUCCCACAUCUCGCUCAGCAGCGCCAGCCCCUGCUGCCACUGCCCGCCCUUCUCGCACGCGCUGAUCCCGGCAUUGUAGCUAUGACGUCGGGCUCCAAUGUCGCCGCCCACAUCUCGCAAAGCAGCGCCGAAGCCCGCUGCCACUGCCCGCCCUUCUCGCACGCGCUGAUCCCAGCGUUGUAGCUUAAUGACGUUGGGCCCCAGUUUCACCUCACGCAUCUCGCUCAGCAGCGCCAGCGCCCGCUGCCACUGCUCGCCUUUCUCGCACGCGCUGAUCCCAGCGCUGUAGCUAUGACGUCGGGCUUCAGCUUCGCCUCCCACAUCUCCCUCAGCAGCGCAAGCGCCGGCUGCCACUGCCCGCCCUUCUCGCACGCGCUGAUCCUAGCGUUGUAGCUGAUGACGUUGGGCUCCAGCAUCGUCUCCCGCAUCUCGCUCAGCAGCGCCAGCGCCCGCUGCCACUGCUCGCCCUUCUCGCACGCGCUGAUCCCAGCAUUG